Dreissena polymorpha is the source of this 3238-nucleotide messenger RNA. RefSeq names its product translation factor Guf1, mitochondrial-like. Gene Ontology annotation, cellular component: mitochondrion. Gene Ontology annotation, biological process: positive regulation of translation. The coding region runs from base 315 to 2276 and encodes 653 amino acids. The record is from RefSeq and is a predicted model, not a curated record. Lineage: Eukaryota; Metazoa; Mollusca; Bivalvia; Myida; Dreissenidae. The transcript has 18 exons. Gene Ontology annotation, molecular function: GTP binding; GTPase activity; mitochondrial ribosome binding.
AGAGUACAUUUUCAAGAUUCAGUCGAACAGGAUUGAUCCACGUUUUAAAAGGAACUACAGACAAACUAUAUAUAAUAAACUAAAUUAAAAAUAUAAGAGAAUUCUCAUCCAUAAAUCAAAAUACCGUAGCAACUAUGAUAUCGUAGGUCAUGAGAGGGCUGGACCAAACACAUAGCCUAUGACGCCCCAAACAUUCGUUAAUGCAAUCCAAGAUGACAGCCCCCUUAGUGUGCGAUGAAGGUUUUUAUUGAAAAUAAUGCACGAAUCCAUUACGCUGGAGAUCUUUUUUUUACCAAGUUAAGAAAGUAUAGAAGAUGAAUUCCAUUUUAAACAGAUACAUUCAUGUUCUUAAGAAGAGAAACCUUGAUAAACAUCUGCUUCAAACAAUUUUGGCCUCAAAAUACUUCAGUACAUCACCAUGGCUUUGGAAUAAGGGAAGACAGAAGCCAGAUCUCUCAGAAUUUCCACCAGAGCUGGUACGGAAUUUCAGUAUUAUUGCCCAUGUUGACCAUGGGAAGAGCACACUGGCAGACAGAUUCCUAGAAUAUUGUGGUGUUAUAUCGGUAUCCGCGGACAACAAGCAGGUGCUGGAUCGUCUGCAGGUGGAGAAGGAGAGAGGCAUCACUGUGAAGGCCCAGACAGCCUCCCUGUGUCAUACGUACAGUGGCACCCGUUACCUUCUCAACCUAAUAGAUACCCCUGGCCAUGUGGACUUCAGUUUCGAGGUUGCACGGUCUCUGUCUGCCUGUCAGGGUGUUAUACUGCUUAUUGAUGCUAAUCAGGGUGUCCAAGCACAGACAGUGGCCAACUUCUACCAGGCGUUUGAGCGAGACAUGCACGUGAUUCCCGUGCUGAACAAGAUAGACCUUCCCAAUGCCAGACCAGACAUUGUCAUGGAGCAGCUCCGUAGCCUUUUUGACAUUGCACCAAAAGAGGUUCUCAAGGUGUCUGCUAAACUGGGCAUAGGCAUAGGAGAGGUGUUGGAUGCCAUAGUUAAACGUGUACCUCCGCCCAAAGGUCAGUCUGAUAAGCCCCUGAAGUGUCUGAUGUUUGACUCGUGGUUCAUGCAGUACAAAGGGGUCAUCGCUAGUAUAGCUGUGAAAGAAGGAACUCUACGAAAAGGUGACUUUAUAACACUUCAUCAUUCCAAGAAAUCUUAUGAAGUGAAUGAUGUAGGGAUCAUGUACCCUACUGAAGAGUCAACGGGUGUCUUGUAUACCGGCCAGGUGGGGUAUGUGACUGCAGGUAUCAAGAACAUCAAAGACGCACUGGUUGGGGAUACGAUCUACCACACUGAUACCCCUGUGGAGCCCUUGCCGGGCUUUAAACCAGCCAAGCCCAUGGUGUUUGCUGGAGUGUACCCCGCAGACCAGUCCCAAUUGCCUGAACUCAUGGUUGCCAUGGACAAGCUGACUCUCAAUGACAGCAGCGUGGAAGUACACCAGAAUUUUAGUAUAGUGCUUGGCCAAGGUUGGAUGUUAGGAUUCUUGGGCCUGUUACACAUGGAUGUGUUCAUCACUCGCCUAGAUCAGGAGUUCAACCUGUCCACUAUAGUCACUACUCCAAAUGUCCCAUACCAAGUGACAAUAAAGGGUGAAAAGAAUAUCAAACAGUAUCGCUCUGAUACAGUAACUGUCCUGCAUCCAUCCAAGAUGCCAGAUAUACAUAUCAUCUCAGAGUUCAGAGAGCCCAUGGUUAGAGGCACGGUCCUGGCGCCAGCAGAAUUCCACCAAGACAUUAUCAACCUGUGCAUGAGCAGACGAGGAUCAGUACCUGAGCAGACGUUCAUUGACCAGACACGUAUGAUGAGCGUGUCCAAGUUACCGCUCAAUGAAAUACUCGUAGACUUCUUUGAUGAACUGAAGUCAAUCACAUCUGGUUAUGGCAGUUUUGAUUAUGAAAAUAUUGGCUACGAAGUGUCCGAUUUGAUAAAAAUGGAGUUCACCAUCAAUGGCAAGGAGGUUGAGGAGCUGACCAUGUUGGUUCACAGGACCCGGGCACGAGCCCUCGCUAAGACGAUCAUCGAGCGCCUAAAAGCCAGCAUUCCCCGGCAACUGUUCCUGAUCACUCUGCAGGCAAGGGGUGGGGGACAGAGUCUCGCCAAGGAGGAUAUCAAGCCAUGGCGGAAGGACGUCACGGCUAAAUGCUAUGGUGGUGAUGUGACCAGGAAGCAGAAGUUGCUGAAGCAGCAGGCAGAGGGCAAGAAGAAAAUGCGCCUCAUUGGAAACGUGGAAGUGCCUAGAGACGCUUUUAUCAACAUCUUAAAGAAGAAGUGAAGAAAAAGCUUUGUAACACUCUAAAUGUCACAUUUCAAGUAAAAUCUUCAUGAAACUUGAUCAGAAUAUUUCUUCUAAUGAUAUCUGGGCCAAGUUUAAAAAUUGUUCCAGUCCAUUGAAAAACAUAGCCACCAGGAACAGGGCAGUUUUCAAUAUAAAAUUGCUGUUGUGAAACCAGUGUAACCGUUUAAAAGUAACAGUUUCAGUUAAAUCAUCAUGAAGCUUUCUCAGAAAGUUCUAAUGUUAUCAGGGCCAAGAUCAAAACGGUUCCAAUUUGUUGAAAAACAUGGCCACCAGGGGUCGGGGCAGUUUUUAGCUUGGCUGUUUUUGGAGAAAACCCGAGGUAUUGUCAUAGCCAGCUCGUCGUGUCGUCCACCGUCCUCCGGCGUAGUGCUAAAACCUUGACAUUUUGCUCUUAAAUUAAAGUGCUUCCACCUACAACUUUUAAACUUCAUAUGUAGAUGCACCUUGAUGAGUUCAACACCCCACACCCAUUUUUGGGUCACUAGGUCAAAGCUUUCAUUUAUUUAAAAUUGCAUCUGCAGCCAAGCGUUGGCAACUGCUAUGCGGUGCUCUUGUUCUUGUAUGGCAUUAUCGUAACCUAGUUUACUCUCUUUAAGUUAUAUUUCUUACAUCUUCUUAUUAAGUCUUUACAAAUUCUCAGAAUAAUAUUUCAAUUGAGUUUGAAAAUGUUUACGGUGUGUUGAAAAAUAUCGCUGCUAUGAGAUGUUUUAGUUCAGCUUGAAAAUUUGGCUAAAAGGCUACCUUUUAACACAGAUUGAAGUUGCUUCUUUCUGAGGAUGAUAUCAAUCAGAAUAAUUUAGUUCCUUCGGGUCGCACGUGAGCGCCAUAGAGCCCUUGGGCCUCUUGUUUUAAUUAUUGCUGUACACGUUUUGUUGUAUGCUGAGAUAUGCAUUCUCUUUUAAAGCAGAACUAGAAUAAAAGUAUCGGAUAAAGAAGGA